Messenger RNA from Penicillium lagena, 891 nucleotides. Its product is annotated as histidine phosphatase family protein. Gene Ontology annotation, cellular component: cytoplasm. Lineage: Eukaryota; Fungi; Ascomycota; Eurotiomycetes; Eurotiales; Aspergillaceae. The record is from RefSeq and is a predicted model, not a curated record. Gene Ontology annotation, molecular function: phosphatase activity. The transcript is spliced from 4 exons. Bases 1 to 891 code for a protein of 296 amino acids.
AUGACACGCCCAAGCUCCCAUUUCAAAUUCUCCACAGAAACAGGUUACUUCCUCCAAGACGAGGAAUCCACAGAUCCAAAGACAUUCGACUAUGCAGCAUCGAACUUUGGCUUGAUUACCAGGUCCUAUGAAUCGCAAAGCGGCACCACGCUGAAUAACAGCAACCAAUGGCAGAAAUUCGGCGCACACGUCGAUUAUCUGAACGAUGUUUCCACCAAUGGCGAGAAAUACAAACUCCUCUUUCUCGGACGCCAUGGCGAGGGCGUGCAUAAUGUUGCGGAGAGGCGGUACGGCACGAAGGCGUGGGAUGAAUACUGGUCCCUCCUAGAUGGCGACUCACACGGAACGUGGGUCGACGCCCGACUAACAGAACUGGGCAUCUCACAAGCCGAAACCGCGCGCGAGGCAUGGAAAACCCAGAUCCAGGGCGGGAUCCCUCACCCGCAAUCCUACUACGUCAGUCCGUUGAACAGGUGUCUAGCCACGGCGCAGAUUACGUUCGAGGGGCUAGAGAUGCCGCAUACUCAGCCGUUUAGACCGGUGAUUAAAGAGCUUCUCCGAGAAACAAUGGGUGAACAUACCUGUGAUCGCCGCUCCUCGCGCUCGGCUAUUGAGGCAGAGUACCCGCGUUACAGAAUUGAAGAUGGGUUCUCGGAGGAAGAUACCCUGUGGGAUCCGAAAAUCCGGGAAUCAAACGAGGAGCGCAGUGUGCGGCUGCGCGAGUUGUUGGAGGAUAUCUUUGCGACGGAUGAGAGUAUCUUCGUUUCUAUGACGGCGCACUCGGGGGCUAUUACUUCUAUCCUGGAAGUUACGGGGCAUCGACGAUUUCCUCUGGCGACAGGGGGUGCUAUUCCUAUUCUGGUUAAGGCCGAGUUGGUCACUGGUAGAUGA